Molecule: messenger RNA, 1437 nt
Organism: Colletotrichum orchidophilum
Lineage: Eukaryota; Fungi; Ascomycota; Sordariomycetes; Glomerellales; Glomerellaceae
Exons: 6
Coding region: 1-1437 (478 amino acids)
Source: RefSeq, a predicted model, not a curated record
AUGGACGAGUCUCAACAGCACGAAGCCCAGAUUGCGGCCAAAAUUGGCAAUUCAAAUCCACAUGUCACAAGAUCUACAGCUCAAGAUCACAUUCAGCAUCGAGUGGAUCAGAUAUCUGAACACGAUGCGAUUCCGAACUCUCAAGCUGAAAAUUUGAUGCAAAACAGAGCCUACGAUAUUCGUCAGAACCUGAAGAUCCCCGCCAACAAGAGACAAUUUCCUGGCAUUUGUAUUCAGAGUCACAGUAUUCCAGGUGUUGCUCCGGUUGCAGAUAUGGGACCAUACGGUGGUGGUGGUGGUCGCGCUGCUGCUCCCAUGAGCAGCCCUGCGGCAAGAGCUCGAGGCGGCCAAUUCCUGACCCCCUCACGACCCAGUGUGACCUCUUCACCUUCACAGUUCUGUUCACUGGUCUCCAACCCCUUCAGCCAAUAUACAACUCCCUUCAGCCAGAACAUACCUUCAUCAUCUCUACAACAUCCAUUCCUACCCGUCGCCCCCAAUGGCCGUCCAAUGCAGAACCCGAUGGUGGCAGCGCUCUCAUCCGGACAGCAACGUCGCUUCCGGGCGCGACUUCAAAUGGACAAGAACCGAAGAGCCAGAGUCGUCAAAGUCACCAGCCCCCAGAAGCCACCCAACUCGAGCAGCCCUCCGAUCCCUUCGUCUCUCCGAAGUGUCAAGUUGCCUCCCCUGCCGAUUGAAAUCAGCUCCGACUCGUCGACCAGCGAUGAACCGAUCCCUACGACACACGUCCUACCUGGUAGCCAACUCCGCCAGGAUCCGACUAAAGCAGGAGUGAUGUCCAAUAUCUCAUUCAGCAGCCCUCCUCCUCCCAUGUUCACUAAUGGCCCCUUCACCUCGUCCUCAUUCAGCAGCCAGUCCCCUCCCGUGCUUCCUAACGACUUCUUCAGUACAUCGUGCCCUAGUUCUCACUCGCAUCAUUUCAUAAACCCUCAAGGUGGACAUUACGUAUCCCCAGCCGAGGAGAUCGCAAUGAGGGUCGCCAACGCGCGCUCUCUCGCCCACAAUGGCUACCGCGGUACGUUUGAGAUCGGCCGCCUCACCUGUCUCAUCAACCCUUACACCGGCGAGCCCGACCCCAUUGCCGAGACACGCCCCGACGCCCGAGGCAACAUGGUCACGUACGACUUGCACACAAAGAAGGAUGUCCUUUCCGCAAACCCGAGCAUGCCUCCCAAGGUCGCGGAGCUCCCGGACAAACACUUCAACUGCAACGGAAAGGACGCCUGGAUGGGCGCCAGGCUUGGCGAGGGCACAGAAUCCGUCAUGUUGCACGAGGAGGUUGCCCCGACCGCGACUAACUUGGGCCCGACUCCGUAUUGGAUAAAGGAAGCCAACGAGACUCUGGGCAUUCCGAACGAUAACGACGGAGAUGAUGAAGGCCUCUUUGAGAAUUGCGACUUGGAUUUUGACGACUGA